AUGGCGGGGGCUCCCUGCGAGUUGUCUGCGGAGAGAAAACGGCCGGAGGAAGAGGCGGUGGCGGUCUCUGGGCCCCUUGCAGGGGUCCGGGAGGCCGAGGAGGGGGCGAACACGGAUUCGGACUCUGACCUGGAGACUGAAGGCACCUGUGGGCUUAGAGACCUUGUCAGGGAGCCUCGCAGGGCCCACAGCAUCGUGCUCACCUCCUGCUUUCGGCGCGAAGGGAGCGCCUCAGAACUGACCCUGCGGCACCAUGGCCUGGGGCCGCAGGGGGCCCAGACUCUGGCUUCUGCAUUGUUCUCCAGUCCCCACAUCAAGCGGCUGGACCUUCGGGACAACGGGCUCUGUGCAGCCGGGGCAGAGGCCCUGGUAGGGGCCCUAAGCAAAAGCAGCUGCAUCUGUGAUAUGGACCUGUCGGAGAACCAGCUGGGAGUGGUGGGAGUCCAGGCCCUCUGUGCCGCCCUCAUGGCAAACCCAGCCGUGCGAAAGGUGCAACUGGCAGGAAAUGGCCUGGAGGAGAAGGCGGCCUGGUACAUUGCUGAGCUCCUGCUGGUGCACAUGAGCCUGCAGUCCCUGGACCUGAGCUAUAAUGAGCUGAGUGAUGGAGCAGGGGAGACCCUUGGACCAGCCCUGGCAGAAAACACAGGACUCACCGAGCUUAACGUGAGCUGGAAUCACCUUCGAGGCCCAGGAGCUGUAGCCUUUGCCAGGGGACUGGAGGGAAACAUCUUCCUGAAGGUCCUGGACAUCUCAUACAAUGGCUUUGGUGACCCUGGGGCCUCAGCAGUGGGCGAGGCCCUCAAGGCCAACACCGUGCUGGAGGAACUCAACAUGAGCAACAACCGCAUCUCAGCAGUGGGAGCCCUGAGCCUGGGCCUGGGCCUCCGGGUCAACCAGACACUGAGGAUUCUUGUUGUGUCUAGGAAUCCUAUGCGAAGUGAAGGCUGCUUUGGCGUUCUCAAGUCUGUCCAGGAUAACCCAGCAUCUGCCUUAGAACUGCUGGAUUUCUCUGAUAGCCAGGUGAACAAAGAGUUUGAUGACCUUGCUGAUGCAGUGAAGGUAAUUCUUCCAGGGCUGUGCAUAAAAACUGGUGCUCGCAGAGUGGAGUACAAAAAAGAGUUGCUGCCAGUCUUCAGAGCAUCCUCACCAGCAUCUGCCUCUAACUGACUUUGAAGUGUGGCUUCCUCAUCUCCCAUCAGCCACCUCAACUCCCAUGUCAAGGGUUCUUGGGCUUAUCAUGCCUUCCACCUCUGUCUGUACUGAGUCCCCUUACUAACUGAUGCUAAGCUGUUUGGAGCUGGCCUUCACGAUGACUCAGACAGUGUGCCCUGCUUUCUACCCUACAGCCCCUGAACUACUCUGGGUCUUCAUUUUCUCUUAUUUGUCCACGUAACGUUUAUUGAACCCUAUAGGGUCGCAAUGAAUCAGAAUUGACUUGACAGCAAUGGGAUGGGUUUAUUAUGUGCCACACAUUGAGCUGGGCACAAGGUUGGAGAUGCCCAAGCAAGUCCCUGGCCUCCAGUCUCCGCUCAUAUCCUGAGGCGCCCAACAAUCACAGUAUAAGGGAGUGUGUGACUGACAUUCCCAAACUCUGUGAGAAUGCAAACCGGCCCAGCCAUUUGGGAAGGCAACUUUUCAUUAU
Trichechus manatus latirostris (Florida manatee) is the source of this 1642-nucleotide messenger RNA. It is a transcript of the gene LRRC74B, whose product is annotated as leucine rich repeat containing 74B. The transcript is spliced from 9 exons. The record is from RefSeq and is a predicted model, not a curated record. Lineage: Eukaryota; Metazoa; Chordata; Mammalia; Sirenia; Trichechidae. Bases 1 to 1167 code for a protein of 388 amino acids. Gene Ontology annotation, molecular function: protein binding.